AUGAGGCUGGGGCAUGCAUGGUUGGCCGUCGCAACGGCAUUCACUCUUGUAGAAGCUGAUCGUGGACCGUAUUUCCAGUCGAGUCGCUUUGAAAAUGGGGACCUUGGACAAUGGCCGAUGGAGUCCUAUCGUUCGACUGCUCUGAUGGGCCCCUUAUUGAACUACGUGAAGUCCAAUCCUCAAUGCAAGGAUGGGCAGUACACGCUGAUUGCGCCCCGAGGAAUGGCGGUGCCAAAUCCGGGGCCCAUGAUCAUCGAUCAGGAUGGUCACCUGGUGUGGACCAAACACUACGGGCAGACGUACAACGUGAAUGUAUACAGUUACAAGGGCCAGGACUAUCUCACGUUCUGGGUCGGUAACGAUGGGAUCGUUGGUCAUGGGGACGGGACAUACUACAUGCUAGAUUCGGCCUACGAAGAGGCCUAUACGGUCCGGGGAGCCAACGGCCUGCUUGCAGACCUCCACGAGUUCCACAUCACCAGCGAUGAAACCGCCCUCUUCACCGUCUACGACGUCGUCCCGGCAGAUCUACGGUCUGCAGGCGGGCCAGAAAAGGGCUGGAUAUGGGACGGCACAUUCCAAGAGGUCGACAUCGAGACCGGCCAGCUGCUUUUCCAGUGGCGUGCAUCCCAACACUUCAACCUCACCGACGGCUACCGCGGCCGCGAAGACACCGGCGACUCCCAAGACCGCCCCUGGGACUUCUUCCACAUCAACAGCGUCGACAAGGACGCGACGGGCAACUUUCUCGUCUCCUCGCGCUACAUGAGCUGUCUCACGUACAUCGACGGCCGCACAGGCAAGAUCAUCUGGCGCCUCGGCGGCAAGCACAACGACUUCCAAGACCUCUCCGCCGGCGCCGCCACAAACUUCACCUGGCAGCACCACGCCCGCUUCCGCGACAACGGCUCGGCCAUCACGCUCUUCGACAACGCUUCCCGCGGCGAGGGCGCCUCGGACCUCACCAGCCGAGGCCUCUACCUCGACCUCGACACGCAGCAAAUGACCGUCCGCGUCCGACACGAGUACUGGAACCCGCACCCCAUCAGCAGCCAGUCCCAGGGGUCCGUCCAGCUCCUCGACAGCGGCAACGUCCUGCUCGGCUACGGCUCCAACGCCGCAUGGACAGAGUACACCGUCUCCGGCGACGUCCUCUGCCACGUCCACUUCGGCCCGCAAUCCGCCUUCGGCGCAGGCAAUGUCCUCUCCUACCGCGUCUUCAAACACGCCUGGACCGGCCGCCCGCGCACGAACCCGGAUCUCUCCCUGUACCGCUACGAAGCAGCCGUCAGCUGGAACGGAGCGACAGAUGUCGCGACAUGGGUCCUUCAGGGCUCGGACACGCGUGACCCCAACGACGAGGAGUCAAUCACCUUCCUCACCGCAGUUCCCAAAUCCGGCUUCGAGACUAUCAUCCCCAUCCCCGCGCAAACAUCCCAAGACUACCUGCGUGUCCUUGGCCUCAAUGCUACAGGUCAGAUCCUCGGCGCGACCGCAUGGCUGCACUGGGACCCGGCGUCUGAGGAAGUGCUCCUCGGCCCGGGGGACAGCGACGCUGACGAUGCCGCGUCCUCGAUCGAUGUGCGUGCGUUCCUGUUCUUCGCUGUGGGGUUCGCGUCUGCCGUUCUUCUAGCCGUGUGUGCGUGGUUUGUCCGGCGAUGGUUUGCGGCGCGAGCUGCUGGCCGGAAACGAGGCGGAUGGAAGCCCGUUGAUGAGUCCGAUGGGGAUGAGCAUGAUCUUAGCGAGAGGGAGUUUGAGGGCGUUGAGUUUUCGCUGUUGGGGCAUAAGCGAUUGUCGCGUUCGACUUUGAGUGGGGAGUUUGAUGAUGAUGAUUGA
This is a messenger RNA of Aspergillus pseudoviridinutans, 1836 nucleotides long. RefSeq names its product arylsulfotransferase family protein. The record is from RefSeq and is a predicted model, not a curated record. Bases 1 to 1836 code for a protein of 611 amino acids. Lineage: Eukaryota; Fungi; Ascomycota; Eurotiomycetes; Eurotiales; Aspergillaceae. The transcript is spliced from 2 exons.